CUAUAUAUAUUUCGUCAACAAAAUCUUUAAUUUAAUUAGCCAUGGCCAAUGAAAGGUCAACGUUGUUGAUGUUGCUGAUCUUCUGUUUUAUCAUAGUACAUGAGGUAGAGAUAUACAGUGGUCACCACUUGAUAGUUGCUGCUAUAGAUUGCCCGUCAAAAUGCAGUAAUCGAUGCAGCAAGUCGGGGAGGCAUAAGAUGUGCAUGAGGGCAUGCAAAACUUGCUGUCAAAGGUGCUAUUGCGUGCCGGCCGGGACCGCCGGAAACGAGGAUGUUUGCCCAUGUUAUGCCAACAUGACAACACACGGUGGACGCCACAAAUGCCCUUAAUUAAUUAACCAAUUAAAUUAUAUAUAUGUACGUAAUAAAGUGCGAAUUGAUCUUAACGUGUGAACUUGCGAACUACUUAAAGAUUGCACUGCAUUUACUACAUGAUUGUAUUGCACCAGAUACGAUUUCAUUAUAAAGGUCCUCCAGACAUGCAUGGGAGCCGUUGGGGUGCAAUCACGUAUUAGUUACGGUUUAAUCGUUCAGUAGUUCGAUG
Messenger RNA from Ipomoea nil (Japanese morning glory), 543 nucleotides. RefSeq names its product gibberellin-regulated protein 2-like. The record is from RefSeq and is a predicted model, not a curated record. Lineage: Eukaryota; Viridiplantae; Streptophyta; Magnoliopsida; Solanales; Convolvulaceae. Bases 42 to 329 code for a protein of 95 amino acids. The transcript has 3 exons.